CAAAUUAAUAUCUAGAACUAUAUCAAUCUUUUUCUCUCUUUCAAAUGUCAAAUGCUACAGGUGAUGAAGGGAGCUUCUCUUCAGGAAAUACCGGGGAAGAAGUUGUUCGAGAAAAGCAGCAAAAACAGCUACAAAAUCAUCUCCAUGGCUCAAGCACAGGACCUUCUGGUGCCAACAGUAAUAGCUCUACCUCCCAACAGCAACCACCAGCCAAGAAGAAAAGGAAUCUUCCAGGAACUCCAGAUCCAAAUGCUGAAGUUAUUGCUCUAUCACCAACGACACUAAUGGCAACAAACAGGUUUGUGUGUGAGAUAUGCAACAAAGGGUUCCAAAGGGACCAAAACCUUCAAUUGCACAGGAGAGGUCACAAUCUUCCAUGGAAGCUCAGGCAGAGGACAAGCACCGAGGUCAAGAAAAAAGUCUACACAUGCCCUGAGCCAUCAUGUGUCCACCACAACCCAGCUCGAGCAUUAGGAGACCUUACUGGCAUUAAAAAGCACUUUAGCCGUAAACAUGGAGAAAAGAAAUGGAAAUGUGACAAAUGCUCAAAGAAAUAUGCUGUGCAAUCCGAUUGGAAGGCUCAUCAAAAGACCUGUGGUACUAGAGAAUACAAAUGUGAUUGUGGAACCAUCUUUUCCAGGAGAGAUAGCUUUAUCACCCACAGAGCUUUCUGUGAUGCAUUAGCAGAAGAAAACAACAAAGUAAACCUGGGACCAAUGAACAACAAUAUUGGGUCAAACUUAGACACCCAAAUGCCUGAGCUGAUGUCAUCUAUGCCUACCAACACCACAACAAACACAUCCAUUGGAACAUCUGAAUUCAACAACUUUGACCCCAAGAACCCACUCAAAUCCCUCCCCCAAGAACUAGUCCCAAUUCCAUUUAAGUCCAUGAACAUGGGAGGUUUGUUAUCAACAAGCUCAGGUACUCUCUUUGGUGGUCCAAAGACUUCCUCUUCAUCAAGCCUACAUCUCAGUUCCAACAGCUCCUCUGGCUUAAAUUAUCUCCAAGACAAUAAAAAUGGGUGCCAAAUCUCUGGGUCAGCUCACAUGUCAGCAACAGCUUUGUUACAGAAAGCAGCACAAAUGGGUGCAACUGCAAGCAAUAAUACUAUAAACUCAUCCAUGAUGCAAAACAGCCUAGUUAGUGCCAGCAUGGCUGUUAAUCAUGACCAAUUUUCUUCUAUUAGACCGCCAUACUCAUCAAGUGCCAUUCAACAGCAUAAUAUUAAUGCCUCAUAUGAUAACUUCCAACUACAGCCUGGUCAAUCAAACAUGGUUGGGAUCAAUGGUGGAGCAUUCAUCAACCAGGAGCCAUUGCAGAAAGUCCCACAAGAAAUCUCACAACUCUUUGAUAGUACUACUACUAGUACUGGUGGUGGCUCUACAAUUAAUGAUAUGGCUAUGUUUAGCCAAAUGAUAAUGAACCAGGGAUUCAUGAUGAAGAACAUAGAACAAGAGAACAGUACUAGUUCUAGUUUGAUACAUGGAAAAGCUACUGUUGAACUGAGCCAGACAGAGCCAUCAAGUUUUAGAGGAAGUGAUAGGACUACAGUUGAUUUCAUGGGGAUUGGCGGGUCAAGGCCUGUGAAUAUGCAUGAACAACGGCAGCAACGACAACAAAGGUUGGAAUUGGAGGCAAUAAGCCAGCAAAGGUUUCCAAUUAUGAACCCUUUCCAGCAACAAUUCACACAUGGGGAUUCAGGAAUUGAAAAGCCUUUUUGGGAUGUUUGAACAAUAUAUAUAGGUUUUUAUGGUUGUGGAUCUGCAUGUCGAUGGAAAAAAAGGUUCUUACACAUAUCAAGGAUGGCCAUGAUGGAAUAAAAUUCCGUCAAUCUUAUUGUUCCACUUUAUAUUCUACUUUAUAUUCUACUAAUUACAGUAAAUUGUGUGUCUGAUUUUUUAGAA
This is a messenger RNA of Quercus lobata, 1907 nucleotides long. RefSeq names its product zinc finger protein GAI-ASSOCIATED FACTOR 1-like. Gene Ontology annotation, molecular function: DNA-binding transcription factor activity. The record is from RefSeq and is a predicted model, not a curated record. Lineage: Eukaryota; Viridiplantae; Streptophyta; Magnoliopsida; Fagales; Fagaceae. Bases 45 to 1733 code for a protein of 562 amino acids. Gene Ontology annotation, cellular component: nucleus. The transcript is spliced from 3 exons.